Myxocyprinus asiaticus (Chinese sucker) is the source of this 5146-nucleotide messenger RNA. It is a transcript of the gene crfb12, whose product is annotated as cytokine receptor family member B12. The transcript is spliced from 8 exons. Lineage: Eukaryota; Metazoa; Chordata; Actinopteri; Cypriniformes; Catostomidae. Gene Ontology annotation, molecular function: protein binding. The record is from RefSeq and is a predicted model, not a curated record. The coding region runs from base 340 to 1797 and encodes 485 amino acids.
GUCAGUGGAAGCCUGAAAAUAAUUAUUCUUUCGUUCUGUGUGUUGUACAGAGAUUAGACAGAGAAGUGCUUGUUUUCUAUUCUUUUUUUAGAAAUUGCAUUGAGUUAUGUCUUAAAUUCGAUGUUCCCUUAAGACAUACCCUUAAGGGAAACAGUGACACUUUGACUGCAGUUGCAUUUGGCUUUGAUCAUUUGUUUAAACACAGUCUCAGUGUGCUGCUGGUACUUACGAUGGAUAGGUGGCCUUCAUUAAUGGCUUUAUAUUUAUAUAAAAAAGAGAUUACUGCAAUGAUGACUGCAAUGUGGCUAGAUUGAAGAUAAACUUUAAGCCAUUGAAACAAUGACCUGGUUUAUAACCUGCAGCUUCAUAUUGCUCCAAAUAUGCCUGAUGCCAUCUAAAGCAAUGCUCUCUCCCCCAAAUAACCUGAGUGUGGUAUUAUUGGAUUUUAAGGCUACAGUUGAAUGGCUUCCUGGACAAGGGAACCCUCCUGGCACCAGACACACUGUGGAGUUGAUACUUUUACAAAACAUGUCUGAAGGAAAGUGGAAUCACUCUGCAAAUUGCACUAACAUAGCCAAGCUGAAGUGCGAGUUGACCUUUGACCGGCAUCCUGACGACCUUUUUGGAAACUACUUUGUGAGGGUCAAGAGCACAUUUAAAGGGACAAGCUCCAACUGGACAACUAUAUCAAAGUCUUUCCAGCCAUAUGGAGAAACUCGUCUGAGUUCCCCAGAUGUAAAAGUCUCAAAUGACCAACAGGCCAUUAAUAUUACCUACAGCCAUUGGCUGGAAUUCAAACCAGAUAUCAAACCCCACCUGAAAUUCCACCUAUUCCUUUUUGAGAACAAUUCUGUUGGGGAAUCAAAGUUUGUAGCAAUGACAACGACCUCAAAUUCCUUCUACAUUUUUCACGGAGUGCCAUCUGGCAAGAGCUAUUGCGUUAAUGUUUCUGCCAGUCAUCAACAGGCCUCGCAUAAGGAAAACUUCAACACCACCAAAUGUAUCUUCCUCUCAGAUUCUCCUGGAAGUUCUUUAGCACUAAAGGUGUACGUUGUGGCCAUGCUGCUGAUUACCUUUAUAACUGGAAUUGCUUUGGCAUUCAUUUGUUUUAACCACAUUAGGCCUAAAAUCAAUAAUCAACGCAUUCCAGAUGCUCUGAGUAUGGGUAUGUCUUCACAGUUCAUCACUACAGGAACUAAAAGGGUCCUAAAACCAACCCCUGAGGAACCCCAAACAAUUACAUUGGCAUGGCAAAAGACGUUUAUGAACACAGAGGACUGUGUUUCUGCAUUUGAGGAGGAGAGUGGAGAUGGCUCUCUGUUCUAUCAUCAGAGAGAAUGCCUUACUAAUGUUGUAAUCAACUCACCAUCCGUCAUCAAUCAAGAACCUACUAUCUGUGUGCCCAAUCUAGAUGAGGAGGCCGAGACAUUAAAUCAGUAUUUCCUAAAGUACAGCCUGGCUACUGAUAUGGAAGAGAGUGAAGAAAACAUCAUAUCUGAUAUAUACGAUGAAAAUAUUACUUCUAACUUAAACCUUUCCAGCUUUAUCUUGCCUGAAAUCCCAAUAAAAUUUACACUGAACAAGCUUCUGAAGUCAGAAAUGGAUAGAGAUCGUGAAGAGGACAUGAGCAUGGAGAAACAGACUUGUCCUCAGUCAUCAGGCCAUCACUGUGAAGGAGUAAUGUCUCUUGAGGAGGAAGAGGAUGUCUCCCUGUUGCCCGAUUCUUCCUCAGACAGUGGAUAUGAACCAAGGCAAGAUCUAAGUAUUUAUAAAGUAGAGGCAUUUAGUGACCUCUAGCUAGGAGGACAGACUGUGGUUUAAAAUUUACGGGUCACCAUAUUCCAUAUCUGAACUGAAUGUUGAAAGACCCUUGUGGGGAUCUAUAUCCUAAACUAGUCCUUCCGAAGGUGGAGGUUGCCUCCUAAUACAAAAAAAACUGAAAUGUGUGUCUUGAGCAACCAAAAGUGCAGAUUUGAGAGGUUCAGUAUGUAAAUCCCCCAUAAUAUCUGGGCAUCUCACUGGACUGGACACACCAUACUACAAACAAGAUCUGGAGAAGAGCACCAACAAAGUCAGUUCCAACAUCAACUUGGUGAGGAAACUAGAUGAGACCAGCAGGGGAUCUAAUGAACAGACUAUACGGACUGCAACACCGAUACUUAUCUGCUCAAACAGCACAUUUGCAAAAGCAGAUGUCAAUUGAACAACACUAUGUGCUUGGUUAUAGGUGCAUUCAGGUCAACCGAGCUACCUUGGCUCCCAGUUCUUGCCAGCAUUCUUCAACUUAACAUUGCUUGAGACUUAAAGUUGCAGCCAUACAUGAACUUGAGAGCUGUCGCUGAUACAAGAACCCCUGACAUUCCAAACAUCAGGCAAAAUUGCACCUUCUUCAUACACCUGUUUGGACACUCAGUCCAGCCAAUGGUGAAGUAGAAUUCUGUUUGAUAGAAAGGUGUAGAGAAGUUUUUGAAUCUGAACCUUGCUGGUUAAUGGCCAGACUUGUAGCUGCCCAAGCAUCCGGACUGCCCGGCUUCGAGCUGAGGCUCCAUGAGUGGGUCAUGUUAAGCAGGCCUACCUUAUUCAUAAGUUGAGAGCUGCAGAUUCUGCAGCAGGUGACUGUGUGCUUUUAAGACAACUGAUCUGAAAAUGAAUUCAGGUGCUACAUGAAGCAACUCCUGAUGCAGUGCGAUAUCUGAUUGACCUGAACUUUAAUCUUUGACAAGUUUUCUGUUAAAUGUUAUGACAUUUUGCACUUUAGUCACACUUAAAAAUGUCUUUGUCAUUGCAUUAGAUACAAGACAUCAAAUCAAGUGGCAUCAGAAAACAAAUGAUGAUCUCAGAACUAACUUCACUUCGCUGACCUAUUUUUGCAAUGACUUCUAACAGUAUGGUUUAAAAAUGAUUUUUAGUGGACAUUUUAGUUCAUACAGGUGUCAUAGGCAAAUAACUAAAGGUGUAGCUGAUCACAUUAACUAUGAACAUGAUCCACUAACAUGCGCAGACACUCAUAGAAACUAAUAAUGCAAAGACAUUUGUAAGGGGGAAGGCACCCACUGGUCUAAGGAGGGUAUCCAAUGGCAUGGCUGAAGGUCUCCUGCGUGUUCUGUCUUAUCGUGCGCGACGUUAAAUAAUACUUUGAUUAUUUGAUUUGAGUUCCAUGUUUUAUUAAUCUUAUCAUUAAUUAUUUUCUUUAUUUCAUCUGACUCCAAUUAUGAAAAACCUCGUUGAUGUAUCUAUGCUCUGAAUUUUAGUAAUUCUCUCUUCUAGACUGCAUUUGUUAUUUCAAUGUUAUUUGGGUCCUGUGCUGGUCCUUAUAGGUUCUCGGCUUUAUCCGUUUAGUCUUAUUUGGCUAAGUUCUAUUAUAGAUUCUCAGUUUACCGUUUAGCCUUUUACAUACUUAACUAAUGGGUUACUUCUGAAGUAGCUUAAUUAAGCCAACUCUGACCAUAGAUUUGUAGUUAACAAGAAAUAUACUAGAAAACAGUCCUUCAGAGUGAAUCAUAAUAACAAUUUAUUUACCAGGUAAUAGUAAUACAUUCAAACAAUCCAAUUAAAAUAAUAAAUCGAACUCAAAGCUAUCAGUGAACCAAGCAUAAUAAUAUAAUUAAAGUUGUAUUCCAUUCAAACAUUUACCAAACAUAAGAAAUACAAAUUGCAAUCACCUGGUAGUGAAAAAACGACAUGCAAACGACGAAGCAUGGGAGAUCUGACUUACAGAUUCACAGAGCUUCUCUGCCAUCCUUCCUUAAGUACCAAACGAUUCUAUUGUUAUUUCAGAUGUGCGUGUUUGAUGUUAUUUAGGAUUUGGUUUCCAAUUUAGGGAGUUGUAAGUCGACCUUUGAUUGAGUAGGUUGUUUGAUGUUUACAAAGAAUACACCUAAUCUGCAUACAGCAUCUGGUCUCUGUGUGAGACUUGGGAGGGGCAUGCCCCGGAUAGAAUACAGUAUUUUACUAAGUUCUUAAAUCUUACUUGCGAUUUGACUUUGCUGAAAGGGAAUGAUACCGUUUUACCAGUUGCACUGAGACCUCUUGAAUGAUACCAAACAUGUAUGAUCAGAAAACCUUUUACAUUACAGAACAGGAUAAGUCAUAACUUAGUUUUUAGUGUCCUUAAAGUGACCCGAGGUGAAAGAGAGAGAGAGAGAGAGAGAGAGAGCAGAUGCGAGUGUGAUUGUGUUUUAUGGUCCCCAAUCAGUAGGGUGUGUUUUCUCAGGUGGAGAUGCUCCUCUGUGUGAGAGUUUUGUGACGUUGGUUCUCACAGAAUUCUUUGACUUUCCCUGAAGUGAUGCAAACAAUUCUGUGACAGUCUUACACAUUCAUACAUUUUUUAAGUUAAGCUUAAGUGUCAGAAUAAAUGAGGAUGCUGUACAUGAGUGUUACAAAAGGCUAGAUUAAAAUCCUAAUUUACAGUUAUAAUGAUCUGGCUAUUGUGGGUAGAGCUUGUGCUUGAAACACAUACGAAUAUAUCAAAGCACACCUGUUCACUAGGGCAUUUCCUCAGUCUGUUUUUCAUUUCUUGUGUGCAUUUUUUUCUGUCCAUGUACAUUCUACUAUUCCCAUAUGCAUAUGUGAAUGUAUUUUUGCACAUACUGUAUAUUUUUCUCUGUAAAAUACUAAACACUGUUUUAUAAGGUGCUAUAUAAAUAAAAUAAAAUGUAUUAUUAUUAUGAGCCAUUGUGCUCAUUGGGCUGCAGUUUCGAGUCCAUCGUGUGUAUGAAAUGCUGUGUUAAAUCAAAGCAAGAGCAUAAAGGUUUGAAGUGACAGUAAAUACUAAUGAUGUUAUACUGAAUAAUGCCUUACUGAAUGCUGCCUUUAAAGGGUUAGUUCACCCAAAAAUGAAAAUCCUUCUUCAGCAGAACCAAAGUGAAGAUUUUUAUAAGCAGAUUUCAGCUCAGUUUGUCCAUACAAUGCAUGUAAAUGGUGUCAUCAGGCUGCUGGCUGAAGAAGGAAAGUCAUACCUUGAAGCCAUCCCAGAUGUGUAAGUAAAUCAUGAGAGGUGGUGAACUAACCCUUUAAUGAAGUCAGCACAUGGUGCUUAGGAAGCAUUUUAUAGUAUGGUUGAAAGAUUAUUAACCCCUCUUAUAAGUCAAGAUAAAAAUGUUGAUAAAUGCUAUACAUUUAUUUUUGUGUAUGAUUUGAGCACUUU